Colletotrichum higginsianum IMI 349063 is the source of this 2289-nucleotide messenger RNA. Its product is annotated as WD domain-containing protein. The coding region runs from base 1 to 2289 and encodes 762 amino acids. Gene Ontology annotation, molecular function: protein binding. The transcript is spliced from 3 exons. The record is from RefSeq and is a predicted model, not a curated record. NCBI's taxonomy places the organism in Eukaryota, Fungi, Ascomycota, Sordariomycetes, Glomerellales, Glomerellaceae.
AUGGCUGUGAGAGAUGGCGGCGUCUCAUACUACCCGACGAACAGCCUGAUUUCCAAGAAAUCACCGAAGCACUACCGCAUCCCUGUUCGAUCCCAGUGCGUCUUUCUCGCCGCCCACUCUUCGCGCGCUCGCAUGCGAGGAAUGCUCACUAAUCCCCUCACCAGACACUGGCAACUGCGAUCGCUCAUCAGCGCUGAGAAGCAGAACCUCGUUUACUUUCCCGGGGGCGCUGGUAGCAACCACAUCCAACGGCUUAACACUACAACCAGAGAAUGCGAAACCGUCAGGUUUCUCUCCUUUUCGCCACGAUGCCUAGUCUCCGAAAAUGGCUGGGUGUGCUGUGGGGGAGAGACAGGCGAGUUCACGGCGAUUCAGACAGACAGCGCCGGCGACGAUGAUACCAACCUUGACCUCUCACUUAAUCUAGAACCCGACGCUCGACUGCCUCUCGGGCUUGACUCCGACUCUGUUCGACCCGAAGAUAAUGUCUUGUCCCUCCUCAGCCAAUCGCGGCGGACGAAUAUGAGCAGCAGAAUUAACAAGAGCGUCAUUGCCAAGAGCCAGAAGCUGGCGCGCGACCGCGUCAACUGUAUAACAAUGUGGUUUCCGCCAGCCGCCGGUCCGAUGCAUCAUGGUGCCUACGCCGAGCCUGCUGCUGUUCUUGCCAACAACGAUAAGACGGUUGUCCUGGUUGGGUUGCGCAACUUUGAAAGCCAGGAGAAGGUCGAGCCGUUGGAUGUCGUAACGUACCCGGAUUAUGUCAACCGCGCCAUCAUCUCACCCGAUGGCCGUCUUCUAGUAGCAAUCCUCGACGACCCGUUCUUGUACAUCCACCACCGUGUGGAGGCAACCAUUGACGAGAACGGUCCAUUUAGGAGUGAGGACAAGAUGGAGUAUCGUUGGGAGCUAUGCGACAAGAUCCUACUCAAGAGCCAGCGCAGAGAUGACGGAUCCGACAGCAGAGGGAGUUUUGCAGCAUGUUUCUCCAACACCGGGGCUUACCUGGCCGUGGGGACACAGUACGGCACCAUCUCGGUGUUCGAUGUCGAGAGCCUUACUGACCCUGAUGUCGCCGAUCCCUUGCUGACCUCCUUUACGUCAUCGCGUCCGAUGGUUGGAUCUGGCGCUGUCCGUGAUAUGGCCUUCUGCCCCGGUCCGUACGAUCUUCUGGCUUGGACCGAAGACCGCGGCCAUAUUGGCGUUGCAGAUCUAAGAAGCGGCUUCGUGCAGCGUCAAAUCCUAGACAUUAGUGCGACGGACGACUACGAUCACAUCACCAUCAUCGAUCGGGCCACGAUCGACCCUCGACUGCUCGAGGGUCGCGGCGAACCAAAUGACACACUCUCCUCGAUCCUGCCAGACGCCGCUGAGAUUCGUCGGCGGCGUGGCGACGGUCCAGGCGGUCGCCACCAUAUGGUCCGUAUGCCCGACGAGACGCGGGUGCUCGAGGCCAUGCAAGAGGAGCGGAGGAGGAGUGAACAGAGAGACCGAAUUUCAGCCCGAAUGGCAGAGCAAGGGACACAGCAAUCGCCCAUGCAAUUUUUUGGAGGGAUGCCCCCCUUAGGAGGGAGAGGUACUCGUAUCGACGCUGAGAUCUUGGCGCGGGCACGGAACGGCAGCGCGGCACGUAGAGAACAGACUGCCCCGAUGCGAACAACCCGAGAGCGGAUGGCUGUCGAGCCCAGCGAGCCGAGCGACGACGCCAACCAGAACGUAUCCAUGGCCAUUGGCGACCUCUUGGGCAACAUCCGCGACUCGAGAGAACGAGCGCAAGAACGCAUACGCACCGCUCAGCGGCUCAUUCUGCAAUCUAACAGCGACCGGGAGCGGAUGCUGGACCUGGCGAAUCCCUAUGCACCAAGGCGUUCGGCAAACAUACGGCCAGGUGACACUUCGGAGGCGGCACAGCGCGGAACAGGUGGCCUGCGCAGCCUGACGUCUUCCGGGAGUGGCUGGGCGGACCUCGAGGCGCUCUACAGCCUUUCGUUUGAGAGCAACAUCCAGGAUCUGCGGCAAGCCGUGAGGGACCGCGGCAUGGAUCGGGAACGCGCUUCGAUACUGCCACUGCUCAACUCGGUUGCGAUUCGUGAUCUGGAAGAGCGCAACAGCCGUCGGCGCAUCGUGCUCGAACACGGUGUGCAUGAGGCUCCCCCUGAGCCCGAUAACACCGCUGGUAUCUCAUGGAGCGAGGAUGGCAGAACUUUGUACGUGGGAGCCGAAAACGGCAUCUACGAGUUUCACGUUGAUGUCCAGGGCCGCAAAUUCCACCCCAGCUUGACGCUGCGGUAA